Molecule: messenger RNA, 1962 nt
Organism: Symbiodinium natans
Lineage: Eukaryota; Dinophyceae; Suessiales; Symbiodiniaceae
Source: the annotation of a GenBank genome assembly
AUGGAGAAGGACUUUGAAUGCGUGCUGGGUCAGCUCAACAAGGCUCGUGGCAUCGUCGGUGCUUCAACUGUCGACAUGCUGCAGGCAGUGGUGCCAUACUGUUUGGGUCAAGGGGAUCGUCACGACUACCAGAAGUCGAUGGUUGAGACUGUGGAGACGACUCUGAAGCAAAUCGAGGAGUCUUGCGUGCGUGAAGUGGCCGCUUCCCAGAGCGCCCUUGCUGAUGCCGAAGCCAAGCAGGGGACUGCGACAGCAGAGCUGCAAAGCACAGAGGAGAAGGCGAAGGCGUGCGAGGAAGACAAGGCAACGAAGGAUGAAACCCAGGCCAACUCCCAAGCGGCCGUUGUAGAAGCAACGCAGGCCCUGCAAAUUGCACAGGAGAGUGAGCAAAACCUGGGCGCGGAAAAGGAGGCGGUUCUGAAAGACCGAGAAGAAUCUGAGAAGUUCCGAACGACGACGUGGGAAGCUGUGAAGACAGGCUCCUUCCCUGGCUCGGAGUGGCGUGAGCGAAACAAAGCGAUCGAGGAGACCAUCAAGAUGCUCGACGGCUUCGGUCUGGAUGCCAGUCUAAAGGCAGCUCUCCCCACAGCCUUGAAGACGAAGCCCGCUGAUCGCAAGAGGUUCAGCCUGGCAGCAGUGGAGUUCGCUGAGGUGGCGAUAUCCACGCGCCUGCAGAAUCUUCAGGCCAAAAUUGACAACUUUGAGCAGGAGGCCAGCGCGCGUUUGCAGGCCGUGGCGGCAGCCAAAGAGGCGCUCUCGGCUGCUGAAGACAAGCUUCAGGCAGCCAAGGUCCUCCUCUUAGCCUCACAUGCUCUGUACGAACAGGACGCGCUGCAGGCUGUGCUCAGCAGCAAGGCGGACAUUGAGAAGGACAUCAAGGCGAGGAUUCUGCAUGUUCCCGACACCCACUUCUCGCGCGAGUCUGAUGCCAGCCCAUGGUCCGAUCGAAUGCACAGGGCUUUCGUCGCACCUCAGCGAUUCGACACUCGAAGCCCGACCAGCACCGGUUUCGAGCUGCGGCAGGCCCUCAAAUUUGCCGAGUCGAUCCCUGUGGACCUCGUGGCGCUUGGGGGAGACUUGGUCAACUUUCCCUCCCAGUCCUCUGUAGAUGACAUCGUCGUGGAGCUGCAGAAGUUGCGUGUGCCUUUUGUCUACACGGCUGGCAAUCACGACUGGCAUCUGGAGAAGCUCCAUGACUGGGAGAAGAGCUUCGACUCUCAAGAGAGGCCCAACGAGCUGGGGCCGCUACUGAAAUUCUACCAGAUGAGUGGGCGAGGACUGCCUGACCGCAACUUCUCGGACCCACGAUUCGGCUCUGCCCUCCUGCCUGCCGGCUUGCGCAUUGUGUGCAUCGACAACUCGAACUACCAGAUCGACGAGGACCAGCUUAGGUUCUUCCAGGACAUGCUUGGAAUGGGGCAGCUCUUCAUCCUUGUGAUGCACAUUCCCAUCUACUUCCCUGGCAUGACGUGGGGGCCCAGUGAUGUCAUGGGCCACCCACUCUGGAGCGACAGCAAUGACAAGAAUGCGGAGGUGGAGGCUCGCCUGAAGUGGCCCAAACACGCCAGCCAAAGCACCGUGAAGUUUAUCGAGGCUGUCCAGGAAUCUGCCAAGGCGGAGCAACUUGUGGCCAUUCUCACAGGGCACACGCACGAGGCUGCCACAGUGCCUGUGCCUUGUCCUCACGAUUCUUGCAAGACUCCUGUGAAACAGUUCACGACCCGCGCGAACUUUGGGGGUGGCGCGCGCCUGCUCAUCAUCCGCUCCUUACGCGGUCACAGCAUGCAGAGCGCUGGGCUCACUGGGUCGAAUCAGGGCGUUUCCGGCCUUGCUUGCGCACUGCUUUCACUGGGGUGUGUUGGAGUUUACGUCUUGUGCACGCGGCCUCGGACAGCACCUCACCUCCCGGCUCUGGAGAUGCCGGAGGUGUCCGACAAAGAUGCGGUGGGAGGGCAGCAGUGA